AUGGAGGAACGUCCUGGACUGGGCCAUGGCUGUAAGACACAGGCAUCAUUUAUCUACAAAGAAGAGCCAUUCUCACCAGUUGAAAUUAAAGAGGAAAACCAUUCUGAUAUUGGAGAAUAUGAAGACGCUGACUCAUCACCUACAAUUGCUGGAAAGAUCACAAAAGGGAAGAGUUUCAAGAGCAGGUCUGAUCUCAACCCACAUCAGAGAACACAUACUGGAGAAAAGCCGUAUCAGUGUUCAGAUUGUGGAAAGAGUUUUACUCGGGAACAUCAUUUGAAGACACAUCAAAGAACACAUUCUGGAGUAAAGCCAUAUCAGUGUUCAGAUUGUGGAAAGACUUUUAGUCUGGCAAAUAAUCUCAAAACACAUCUGAUGAUCCAUACUGGAGAAAAGCCAUAUCAGUGUGCUACCUGUGGGAAGGGUUUCAAAACCAGCCAAGAUCUUACUGUCCAUCAGAGAAUACAUACUGGAGAAAGGCCGUAUCAGUGUGCAGAUUGUGGAAAGAUGUUUAAUCAGGCAGGUUCUCUGAAGAAACAUCUGAUGACCCAUACUGGAGAAAAGCCAUAUCAGUGUUCAGAUUGUGGAAAGACUUUUUCUGAUGUGAAUUGUUUCAAAAGACACCAGAGGACCCAUACUGGAGUAAAGCCAUAUCAAUGUUCAGAUUGCGGAAAGACUUUAUUACAGGAACUUGAGUUCUUCAGAAGAUCCAGUCGAAUGAAAGAGGGGAUGCUGAGGAAAAUCAAAAGACAGAGGGAUGUCCCAAUGGCUCCCACUACUCUCAAGACACAUCUGAUGAUCCAUACUGGAGUAAAGCAAUAUCAAUGUUCAGAUUGUGGAAAGACUUUCAUUACAAAGGCUGAGCUCAGGACACAUGAGAGGAUCCAUACUGGAGAAAAGCCUUAUCAGUGUUCAGAUUGUGGAAAGACUUUUACUCAGGCAGGUUCUCUAAAGAAACACCAGAGGAUCCAUACUGGAGUAAAGCCAUAUCACUGUUCAGAUUGUGGAAAGACUUUUGCUCAGGCAGGUUAUUUCAAAACACAUCAGAUGGUCCAUACUGGGGAAAAGCCAUAUCAGUGUGCCACAUGUGGGAAGGGUUUCAUAACCAAAAGAGAGCUUACUAUCCAUCAGAUGAUCCAUACUGCAGUAAAGCCAUAUGAGUGUUCAGAUUGUGGAAAGACUUUUAGUCAGGCAUGUAAUCUCAAAACACAUCUGAUGAUCCAUGCUGGAGUAAAGCCAUAUCAGUGUUCAGAUUGUGGAAAGAGUUUUAUUCAGGCAGGCGAUCUGAAGACACACCAGAGGAUCCAUACUGGGGAGAAGCCAUAUCAUUGUUCAGAUUGUGGAAAGACUUUUGCACGGGCAGGUACUCUGAAGAUACAUCAGAUGAUCCAUACUGGAGAAAAGCCAUAUCAGUGUGCUACAUGUGGAAAGGGUUUCAAAACCAGUAGAGAGCUUACUGUCCAUCAGAGAAUACAUUCUGAAGUAAAGCCAUAUGAUUCCCCUGAGAAAAUCACUGAACCCCAAGUUGUUCAUGGGACACCGACCCUUGUAGUCAUUGCUGUGGGUACGCCAGUAGAGGAAGACGUCAGUAAGAAGGCUGCUGGUGGACACAAACAGGUUUUUCUGCAGGUUAAGCUAUGGCCCUGCUCACCUGAGGACCAUCAGAUGUGUCAACUGUGCCCAUACACAUGGGAAUCGUUACCACAAUCUGUUGCCAUUCCAGUUACAACAUUCCUGCAGCUGACUGGCUAA
Molecule: messenger RNA, 1752 nt
Organism: Sardina pilchardus (European sardine)
Lineage: Eukaryota; Metazoa; Chordata; Actinopteri; Clupeiformes; Clupeidae
Product: zinc finger protein ZFP2-like
Exons: 6
Coding region: 1-1752 (583 amino acids)
Biological process (GO): regulation of transcription by RNA polymerase II
Cellular component (GO): nucleus
Molecular function (GO): DNA-binding transcription factor activity, RNA polymerase II-specific
Source: RefSeq, a predicted model, not a curated record